This is a messenger RNA of Aspergillus novofumigatus IBT 16806, 1251 nucleotides long. RefSeq lists its product as uncharacterized. Gene Ontology annotation, biological process: lipid metabolic process. NCBI's taxonomy places the organism in Eukaryota, Fungi, Ascomycota, Eurotiomycetes, Eurotiales, Aspergillaceae. The transcript has 3 exons. The record is from RefSeq and is a predicted model, not a curated record. The coding region runs from base 1 to 1251 and encodes 416 amino acids.
AUGGAUCCCUCAACAUUCAUCGACCCUUAUCUGACACUUCCUGAUCAGUUGGUGCUGCAGGAGCUUCUCAGGAAUGAAGACACAAAAAUAGGCAAAUCUUCAAAAACAUCCGACACUGUCCAAACGCUACAGUGUCUGAACAAUCCCAAGGAAGUAGGGUUCGAUCCGACGGUCUUCCAGUUCUGGGAUACCCAUCAGUUGCGCACCAAUCUGCACCCACCCGCCCGGAAAUAUGUCCUAGAUCCCUAUGUCGCCUGGGCUCAGGAAAUUGCCCGGUACCCUACAGACGUGGUGAUGGUCACUCAUCUGUUGAUCUAUUUUGGAAUGUCUAUUCCCAGCGCCGUCUGGCUACACUGCUAUCACUUCACUUGGAUCCACGGGUUGCUGCAUUGGAUCUUGCAUGUCUGGUUCGCAGGCACAUACACACUGAUGAAGCAUCAAUAUGUCCAUAUGAACGGCGUUCUCGCUCCAAAGUAUCGUAUAUUCGACAGACUGUUUCCCUACCUCGUGGAUCCGCUGGUGGGCCACACCUGGAACUCGUACUACUACCACCACGUCAAGCAUCACCAUGUCGAGGGCAAUGGGCCGGCAGACCUCAACUCGACGAUGUGGUACGACCGCGACUCGAUCACAGAUUUUGCCUGCUACGUUGGCCGCUUCUUUUUUCUCAUCUGGCUGGAGCUGCCCCUAUAUUUUCUGCGGACAGGAAAGCUCAAGUAUGCACUCAAGACGGCCCUGUGGGAGGGGAGCAACUACGUCUUCAUCUAUCUGAUGUGGAGAUAUAUCAACCCUCGUGCGGCCUUUUGUGUGUUUAUCCUACCACUUUUGACUCUACGACUGGGCCUGAUGGCAGGCAAUUGGGGACAACACGCUUUUGUGGACCCUGACAAUCCGACAUCCGACUUUCGGUCGAGCAUUACGCUAAUCGAUGUUGCUAGUAACCGCUUCUGUUUCAACGACGGCUACCACACCUCCCACCAUCUGCACCCGCGUCGCCACUGGCGAGAUCAUCCCGUGGCCCUGCUGAAAGACCGAGAGCGCUACGCGAACGAAAAAGCGCUCGUCUUCCGAAACAUCGACUACCUGAUGCUGACCGUCAAGCUGCUACAAAAGGACUACGAGUAUCUCGCCAAGUGUAUGGUGCCGCUGAGCGCGCAGCAGGCCAAUAUGACCCUGCAAGAGCGGGCGGAUAUGUUACGAGGCAGGACGCGGCGCUUUCCGAAGGAACACAUUCAUGCGUCCAGUGUUUGA